AUGGAUCACCUCUGGGCGCGCCUCUGGCCUGGAGUCAGCUCUCUCUGUCUCUUGCUCGCUGGGGCUGCCUGGGCUUCCCCAGCCAAACCUCUGGACCCCAAGUUUGAAAGUAAAGCGGCCCUGCUGGCUGCCCGCGAGCCCGAAGAGCUUCUGUGCUUCACCGAACGGUUGGAGGACUUGGUGUGUUUCUGGGAGGAAGCGGCCAGCGCCGGGGUCGGCCCAGACAACUACAGUUUCUUCUAUCAGCUCGAGGGCGAGCCAUGGAAGCCAUGCAGCCUGCACCAGGCGCCCACGGCCCGCGGCGCUGUGCGUUUCUGGUGCUCGCUGCCUACGGCCGACACGUCGAGCUUCGUGCCCUUAGAGCUGCGUGUCACAGCGGUAUCCUCGGGCGCUCCACGCUAUCGCCGUAUCAUCCACAUCAAUGAAGUGGUUCUCCUGGACCCCCCCGCGGGGCUGCUGGCGCGGCGGGCCGACGAGGGCGGCCACGUGGUAUUGCGUUGGCUCCCGCCUCCCGGGGCCCCCGUGGCCAGCCUCAUCCGCUACGAAGUGAACAUCUCCUCUGGCAACGUCGCGGGGGGCGCACAGAAGGUGGAGAUCCUGGAUGGUCGUACUGAGUGCGUGCUGAGCAACCUCCGGGGCGGAACGCGUUACACCUUCAUGGUACGCGCGCGUAUGGCCGAGCCGAGCUUCGGUGGCUUCUGGAGCGCCUGGUCCGAGCCUGCGUCGCUGCUGACAGUUAGUGACUUGGAUCCCCUCAUCCUGACGCUCUCCCUCAUCCUUGUGCUCAUCCUGCUGCUGCUGGCCGUGCUCGCCCUGCUCUCCCACCGCCGGGCUCUGAAGCAGAAGAUCUGGCCUGGCAUCCCAAGCCCUGAGAGUGAGUUUGAGGGCCUCUUCACCACACACAAGGGUAACUUCCAGCUGUGGCUGUACCAGAAUGAGGGCUGUCUUUGGUGGAGCCCCUGCACUCCCUUUGCAGAGGACCCACCCGCCCCCCUGGAAGUCCUCUCUGAGCGCUGCCGGGGGGCAACACAGGCGGUGGAGCCAGGGGCAGAGGAUGAGGGACGCCUGCUGGAGCCUGUGGGCAGUGAACGUACCCAGGACACCUACCUGGUGCUGGACAAGUGGCUGCUGCCCCGGAGCCCACCCAGUGAGGCUCUCCCACGGCCUGAUGGCGGUUUGGACACAGUGGCCGUGGAUGAAGGCUCCGAAGCAUCCUCCUGCUCAUCUGCUUUGUCCCUGAAGCCCGGGCCAGAGGGGACCUUGGGUACCAGCUUUGAGUAUACCAUCCUGGAUCCCAGCUCCCAGCUCUUGCGCCCAAGGGCACUGCCCCCUGAGCUGCCCCCCACCCCACGCCACAUAAAGUACCUGUACCUCAUGGUGUCUGACUCUGGCAUCUCAACUGACUACAGCUCAGGGGGCUCCCAGGGAGCCCAGGGGGACUCAUCCAAUGGCCCCUUCUCGAAUCCUUAUGAGAACAGCCUCAUCCCAGGCGCUGAGCCUUCACCUCCCAGCUACGUGGCCUGCUCCUAGGACUCCAGUCCAGCCCUCAGAUGCUUGACCUACAUGACCUCAACUACUAGUCCAGGCCUAAGACUCAUCGAGCAGGGUUGGUGAGGCCUCUCUCAGGACUAGGGGCACUGCGAACCUCGGCUUUCUGCCCAAUCCAUCCUGCUCAGUACAUCCUUUCGGUAUUUUAAAGUGUAUAGAGCUGUGUGUGUGUAUGUGUGUAUGCAUGUUAUGUGUAUUUUUUUUUUCUCAUCAUGACUUCUGCAAACAUCCUGUAAGCCCCAUCCUUCCCAGGGCCCAGGCCAUAGGGGCAGCAGAAAAAGGCCUCGAGCUCUGUCUGAAUUCUGGAUCGGGCAACGUGAAUAAUAACCAUAAUAAAAUGAAUCAGUCAGUAUAUGUUA
Molecule: messenger RNA, 1907 nt
Organism: Ailuropoda melanoleuca (giant panda)
Lineage: Eukaryota; Metazoa; Chordata; Mammalia; Carnivora; Ursidae
Gene: EPOR
Product: erythropoietin receptor
Exons: 8
Coding region: 1-1530 (509 amino acids)
Biological process (GO): cytokine-mediated signaling pathway
Cellular component (GO): membrane; external side of plasma membrane
Molecular function (GO): protein binding; erythropoietin receptor activity
Source: RefSeq, a predicted model, not a curated record